Molecule: messenger RNA, 1377 nt
Organism: Exophiala spinifera
Lineage: Eukaryota; Fungi; Ascomycota; Eurotiomycetes; Chaetothyriales; Herpotrichiellaceae
Exons: 3
Coding region: 1-1377 (458 amino acids)
Biological process (GO): riboflavin biosynthetic process
Molecular function (GO): GTP cyclohydrolase II activity
Source: RefSeq, a predicted model, not a curated record
AUGACGACGAGAAAGCGCACCGCAGACGACGCUGAGAAGGAGACAUCGUCGGCCUCGGGUCGAAGCUCCCGAAUGUCCAGUGUCAGCGCCGGCAGCAGCAGUGCUUCGCACAUGUACAAUGGAAGGGUUGUUCUGACGACGUAUCCCGGGCAGAGCGUGGUCAACCCGCUGAACCUCGUCUGGGGCGCGGCCGAUCCCCAGGAGCGAGGUCCGGUGGUAGUGUCUCGCGGUCGGUCGACGUUCAAAUACCGCAACGCCAUCGGGGCCCACGGAGGAUCCUAUGCCAUCUACAACGCCCUCGCGGUGGCGUCGGGGAACUUGGCCCCGGACUUCCGCCCCGACUUCACCAACACGCAGCCCACGUUCGACUUCCCGCCGCAGAAGGCGUGGGCCGACAAGCACAAAAUCGUGUCCAUGGACCCGUUUGGGCACGACGUCGUCAAACACUUCGGCAAGCAGCUCGACGAAGGCAUCGACAUCCGACCCACCAUCGCCGUGACCAGAGCGACCAUGCGCGUCUCAGAGAUAUCCGAGUCCCUCCGGCACGGCCGGCUGGCCGUGGACGGGAACAUCGUCCUCAAUGAAUCUGGCGACGUCCGCGUGACAAAGGUUGCGGUCGAGCCCGUGUGGUAUCUGCCCGGGGUGGCCGAACGGUUCGGGGUGGACGAGACGAUCCUGAGACGGGCUCUCUUCGAGCACACGGGCGGGAGCCAUUCCGAACUCAUCACGCGGACCGACUUGAACGUUUUCCUCCCGCCCAUCGGCGGCUUGACGGUGUACAUCUUUGGACCUCCGCAGAGGGUCUCGGAUCCAAACGUAAGACUGGCGCUCCGCAUACACGACGAGUGCAACGGGUCCGACGUUUUCCAGUCCGACAUCUGCACCUGCAGACCGUACCUGGCGUUCGGCAUCGAGGAGGCCAUCAAAGAGGCACAGGCCGGCGGAUCAGGAGUGGUGAUCUAUUUCCGCAAAGAAGGCCGUGCCCUGGGCGAAGUCGUCAAGUAUCUGGUCUACAACGCGAGGAAACGAGGUGGCGACACGGCCGACAAAUACUUUGAACGCACCGAGAACAUUGCAGGAGUGCGCGAUAUGAGAUUCCAAGCCCUCAUGCCAGACAUCCUGCAUUGGCUGGGUAUCACGAAGAUCGACCGAAUGCUCUCCAUGUCCAACAUGAAAUACGACGCAAUCGUCGAACAAGGUAUCCCCAUUCUCGAAAGGGUGCCGAUUCCAGACCACAUGAUUCCUGCAGACUCCCGAGUCGAGAUCGACGCCAAGAUCAACGCAGGAUAUUUCACCGGCGGUGCCACCAUCACCGAGCAGGAAUUGAAGGGUGUUCAAGGGAGAGGCUGGGUAGGCUGGGAGGACGCAGUGCACUAA